AUGAAACGGAGAACACAAUGGGACACAUCCCACACGCUGUACACGCCACCAGUGAGUAAAGAAAGAGAUGUUAGAUAUACCGGCCUGGCGGUUAAGGGACUAUAAACGUAAAAACGUUUGACAAAAAAAAAGAAGUUUGGUCUACUCCUACAAUUAUCUAUUUUCUAGCCAUCCAUUUCAAAAGCUUUGUUAUAUGCCUUUGAUAUAUCUGGACCAAUAUUAAUAUGAUGGUCCAAAUACGAAAAAAAAAUAAAUAUAUAUAUAUAUUUUAAAAUAAAUAAAAUUAUUAAAAUAUUGGUAAGAAAAUAAUAAAAUCUAAAAUAAAUUGUUUAAAAUUUGUAUUACUGAACAUAGUGCAUGAAAACGCUUAGUAUAUUACAAUUAUCUAUCUAGCCAUCCAUUUCAAAAGCUUUGUUAUAUGCCUUUGAUAUAUCUGGACCAAUAUUAUUAUGAUGGUCCAAAUGUGAUUUUGAUGAAUCCAAUCCAAUCUGCUGGUCAAAUGUGUAAUAUUUGAAUAUGGGAAAAUCUAUAUAGCUUGAUUUUUGUAAGAAAGAAACAAGUUUGAUAGUUGAUUUGAUUGGAUAAAUGGUUGAUCGAAUAUUCGAUAAUAUGUGUUUGAUCUUGACUUUAGAAAAUCUGUGUUUGAUCUUGACUAAUCCAAAUAUGAAUUGAAAGUUGGGUAUAGACACAAAAAGAAAUAUAAGAUUUCAACCUUAAAAAGUUGAUUCAAUCAUGUGGUAAUCAGAUGAUUCAGAACGAUUGUAUGGACCAGAUCGUAAGUUAUGUUUAUGGGCCGAUCCAGAAUAGAUUCAAUAGUUAUCCAAUAUCAUAGUGAACUAAUCCAAUUUGCAUGUUAGAUAUUGAGAGUCAUUGGGUUCGAUUAGAACCGGUCAAUCUUGAAUCACUGAAUCUAUUUUUUAACUGCUACCUCUAAUACAUAUUUGAAUUUCAGAACAAUGUACACAAAACAAAUCUAGUAUAUAUCUCUAAUACAUAUUUGAAUUAAAGAAAACUAAGAACUACCUUUUUUACAUAUAAUAGUAUCCACUCUAAUAGUAAUAUAUAUAUUUCCCUUUAUUUCCAUUUUAUAUACUUAUAUUUUUUUAUUGACAUUGCACCACCUUUUCCAUAUAAAUGCUCACAAACUUGUGAAUUAACAAAAAAAAAAAACAGCAUUGUUACGGAGGCAAAUCUACUUCUUCUCUGUGAAGAACAAAAUGGAUUAUGAUGGUGAUGGAAGCCCAGACAACGAACACUAUACUUCAGUAAAUGCCAUGUCAAAAGAGAAGAGGAUUUGUCAUCGUCACACUCCUCAACAGAUUCAGAAGCUAGAAGCUUAUUUCAAAGAAUGUCCUCAUCCAAACGAAUCACAGAGAGAAGCGUUUUGCAGUGUGUUGGACCUCGGGAUAGACCAAGUCAAAUUUUGGUUUCAGAACAAAAGAACUCAAAGCAAAACUCAAGAUGAGAGAACUUCAAACAUAUUGCUUCGUGAAGAAAAUAAAAAGCUCCAAUUGGAGAAUGCUGCGAUGAUCGAGGUUUUAAAGACUGUGACUUGUCCACCUUGUGGCGGUCCUCCAUUCGGCAGAGAUGAUCGCGAAAGUAAUCUCCACAAGAUGCGUCUAGAAAACGCUUUCUUGAAAACGGAGCGUGACAGCUUAACGACAACCAAAAACAAGUAUCAACAAACCAUGUUGGACUCACUCACUUCUGUUCAAAGACAGCAAACCUUUGAAGCUCUCACCUCAUAUGGAAUGAAUCUAUACAAUCAACCUAGCUCAUUAGAAUCUCAAACCAUCCAACCACAACUACUACCCCAAAUGGAUUUACCGCAGCUGUCUGAAACUGCGGCAACUGCGGUUGAAGAGCUUAAGCGGCUAUUUCGUACCGAUGAAGCUCUUUGGGUUAUGUCGUCUAUUGAUGGAACAUAUGUGAUUGAUCAAGAGAGCUAUGAGAAGUUCUCGCACUCAAUCAAACAUUUCAGGAACUUGAGUGCUCGUGUCGAGUCUUCUAAAGAUAUCACGGUGGUUCCUAUUGAGGCAACAAGCUUGAUUGAUAUGUUCUUAGAUUCGGAGAAAUGGAAAAUGCUUUUUCCAACGAUCGUGAACAAGGCCAAGACAAUUCAUACGCUCGGAUCCGAGCUUCCGAUAAAUGAAAACUGCAAUGUCUUGCAAGUGAUAUGGGAGCAACUACACAUAUUGUCGCCACUAGUGCCACCAAGGGAGUUUAUGAUCGUUAGAUGCUGCCAACAGAUCGGUGAAGGGCUCUGGAUUAUUGCUGAUGUGUCACAAGACUCACAACACAUCUUUAACUCUGACCAAGCCAGUCCGUCUUGUUAUAAACGUCCUUCUGGUUGUCUCAUCCGAUCCUUGCCAAAUGCUCACACCGAGGUAAGGUGGAUAGAGCAUGUGGAAGUGGACCAUACAGCCGAUACACAUAAGAUGUAUCGAGAUCUUGUAAGUGGCAGUUCGGGCUAUGGAGCUAGGCGUUGGAUCGUCACCCUUGAGAGAAUGUGUGAGAGAAUGGCUCUCUCCUCCAUCCUAAUCAUGCCGGCUACUGACUGGAGUGAAACUAUACCGACAGUGGAAGGACGAAGGAGUGUGAUGAAAUUAGGGGAAAGAAUGUUGAAGAUCUUCAACGAAAUGUUGAUCAUGUCCGGGAAGGUUGAGUUCCCGCAGCAAUCGAAAUGUGGAGUCAGAAUCUCGAUCCGGAUGAACAAGGAACCCGGGCAACUACCCGGUUUAGUUGUCACUGCUGCAUCUUGUCUCUCAAUCCCUCUCACUCCUUUGCAAGUCUUCAACUUCCUGAGAAGCAACGACACUCGUCACCAGUGGGACGUUCUUUGUCGUGGAAACGCAAUCACUGAGUCUGCUCGCAUUUUCACCGGAUCAAGUGGAACAAACUGCAUCACCCUACUCCAGCCUACACCACUGUGGGAUAUUGGACAAAAUAUGGUACAAGAACCACACAAGAAGAUGAUGGUGCUACAAGAGUGUUACAUGGACGCAUUAGGAGGCAUGAUAGUGUACUCUCCUCUUGACAUGGCUACAAUGAGUAUUGCUGCCUCUGGCGAAGUUGAUCCUUUGAAUAUUCCAAUCCUUCCUUCUGGCUUCACCAUCUCAAGCGACAACAGUGAGGGAACUUUACUCAUGUUGGCUUUUCAGAUCCUUAACUCUGAUGAAAACAGUAAGACCAGAAGUGUGAGUGAGAUUGCAGUGGACAGAGUGAGUAGAUUGAUCAGCCAAACUGUUCAAAACAUCAAGCUCAUGCUCAAUUGUCCUCCUGAAUGAGUGAGAGAAUAUUCUCUAGAGGAUUCUCUUUUGUUCUUUUCUUUUUCUUUUGGUUUUGAGAGAAUAUACUCCUUUGUUCUUAUUUAUGCUUUUGUUGGAGAUAUUUUUAUUUAUGCUGGAUGUUGGAUGAUUUGGAUUGCUUAUGAUGAUUUUUAAAGACAUGAUUUUUAUGGU
This is a messenger RNA of Brassica rapa (field mustard), 3461 nucleotides long. Its product is annotated as homeobox-leucine zipper protein HDG8. Gene Ontology annotation, molecular function: lipid binding; DNA binding. The record is from RefSeq and is a predicted model, not a curated record. Lineage: Eukaryota; Viridiplantae; Streptophyta; Magnoliopsida; Brassicales; Brassicaceae.